Messenger RNA from Pelagomonas calceolata, 1161 nucleotides. Lineage: Eukaryota; Pelagophyceae; Pelagomonadales; Pelagomonadaceae. The record is from the annotation of a GenBank genome assembly.
GGUACCGCAGGUGGUGCUCGAGGGUGUCGAGAGUCGCAGGAAGUGUUGCGCUGCCACUGUUCAGAAAUGCGUCUCCGCGCUGCCUGGCGCCGAGGCCUCGCGGCGGCGCGUGUGCGGCGACUCCGCAGCCGGGGGAGUACGUCCCGUGCCCCGGUGGCUGCCUCGCGGCACGCGUCGUCGUCGGCGGCGGCGCCGCGGCGGGAGCUCUCGCGCCACUUCCUGGUCUGCGCCGUGCCCAUGGUCGGCUUCGGUCUCAUGGACAACACGAUCAUGAUCCACGCGGGCAACUUGAUCGACUGCACGCUAGGCGUCACGUUCGGCCUGUCCACGCUGUCCGCGGCGGUACGUUUCUCGAGCGUUUUGAAUAAAACUCCAACCCUGAUCUUACCCCGGAACGGAUCGUAGGCGUGCGGCCAAAUCUGCAGCGACUCGGCCGGCGUCGUGUUCGGCGGCGCGCUCGACGGCCUCGCGAAGCGGCUGGGGCUCCGGCCCGCGCAGCUCACGGCCGCGCAGCGCGCGCAGCCGGCGACGCGGCGCGUCGGCCUCCUCGGCGCGCUCGCGGGCGUCGUCGCGGGCUGCUCGCUGGGCCUCCUCAACCUGUUCCUCGUCGAUACGCGGCAGAGCUCGGACCUCAAGGCGAGGCACUUCGCCGAGGCCGGCGCGGCCGACCGCCACGCGUUCCAGAUCGAGGCCGACAACGCGGCGGCGAGCGACGCGACGACGCUCGUCGUCGAAGGGCCGGACCUCCCGGGGCUCCUGGCCUCGCUGUCCGCGGCGCUGAGCGCGUCGGGCGUCCACCUGGUCGAGGCCUCGGUCCGGGCCGGCGACGUCCAGGGCUCGGUGCGCGACGUCUUCGUCGUCCGCGGCCGCGACGGAGGCCAGGUCGACGACGACUCGCUCGACGACCUCGCGCGCGCGCUCCUGCUCGCGGCGCGGGACCCGCUCCGCGCGCACCACAUCAAGGCGCAAAACGCCGCGCUCCAGCACAAGCUCAUGCACCUCGAGGCCGAGGUCGCGAAGCUCGAGGGCGCCCUCGACGCGGCGUGCAUCCGGACGCGGACCCAGGACUCGGUACGCGAGCACAAGCGGCGGUCGACGAUGCCUGCGCGGUGGAAGGGGGGCUAGUGGUGGCUAGGUUGGCACUUACCUGUUAAUUACCCG